AAUCAAAACGUCGACUGCUUGUACAGAAUGCUGAUCUGUCAUGUCUUUUUAUCUCUAUUCAAAUACUGAGAUUUAUUUGUUUAUUUUAUGUGUCGUGAACAUUAUCUUUUAUAACGCGAAACCAAAUUUGUAUAGUUGGUUGUGAUGUAGGAAGAGGUUAAUUUUAUUUCAAUUAUCAAUUCUUCACGACUUCGGUCAUAAUACGUUCUUUAGAUUGUAGGUUAUAAAAUAUUAUCGGACCAGCUAAUGGGCGUAUUGUAACUUAAUUGCUUAUAUAGUUUUAAUUUAAUAAAAAAAAUAUUUGUUUAUAUAUUGUCACAUAGUCAUAGAUGAUAUUUCAGAGCAAAUUGCGGUAUAUUACUAUAAACUACUUCAUUCAAAGUGAAGGUGACACGUGUUGCAGUACUACAUGGAAACAAUGAGUUGGUUUGACGCCACUGGGUUCGCAAACUUAGCCAAAACAGCUCUGAAGGAGGCCCAGAAGACGAUUGAUAAAGCGUUGGACAUCAAAGAGGAAGAUGUGGAACACAACAUCCACAGCAGUUUGCCGUCUGCUGUGUCAGUGGAGGGGGUGCCACGCAGUGAGAGCGAGCCACAACUGUCAACUGUCAACAAGCUCAACACCAGUGCCAGUCUUUGGGGCUCCUUCACUGGCUCCUUCUUUGAGAACCCUAAGGCUCAAGAAAAUGAAUCUGGAAGCAAAGAGGCUCCCGCCAGACCAACUAACUUAAUCUCUCAUCAGCCAAAGAAAGCAGCCACAUUCCGUCCUCCCACUGGUAAGACUCAUACUCCUGACUCCAACAGCCCCCCUGCUGAAGAGGAGCCUCCUGAAGAGGGUAACCCUGCUGAUAUCAGAGAAGAGAUACUUAGCUUCCCCCCUGUUGUGUAUCGGAAGAAGGAGCCCAGAAAUUACAGCAACAGACUAUCAGCCAUAUCUUCAGAGAGUGAUCGGAGGUCCAGUUCGAGCUGUGAGGUCCUAGGCAGUUGUACACCAGAUUCAGAGCCGCCACCAUCGCUCAGCAGCUCCUCGUCUGGUGCUCGUCUGCGACAGUCUGGCAGCUUUGAGUCAGUUGAGGUGCUCACGUCCCCCAGCAGUGUGGAGGUGCUAGGCUCAUCUUCCAGUGAAAAUAGGUACUCAAGUGACUCAGUAUCCCCACUUGUGGAGGGGGAGGAUGUGCCGGAGCUGGUGGAGGACUCUGAGCCGAGUGUUGCGGAGGACAGCUAUACCUCCGCCUCCGAGACUCUGACAAGUGGUACUGUACUAGAUUUACACCACACCGACGCUGUGCGGGACCUCAUGCUCAAGUCCACCUCUUCACUGGACACCUCCCUUACUGAGCCUCCUAGAGAUAGUGUGGGCAGUGACUGCAUGUCUAGCUGCGAGGAGGGUACCCUGAUGGGGAGCAGUGGUGAGGAGACUACUCUACACAACGUGUCCAGCACAUCGUACCUGAAGACCCUGCUCGCAGACGCCAUGACGGAACAGUCUCCCUCGCACAGGGAUCACUCGCCAAUCUCUUCCGAGAGCCGUUCGGACAUGAUCAAAGUUGGCUCCAGUGGUCACACGUCAGGAGAUGAACUUGAGACUACCACCUCUUCGGAUAUUGAGAUCAUAUCCAGCCCCACCCCUAACGGAGACAGCAGCAGUGCAACGUCACGACAGAGUCCUGCACGGUUGUGUAUGAGAGGCAAGAUCGGACUGGUGACCGCCGCAGAGCCCCUCAAGAUCCUCACCACCAAAACGAAAGGCCACCAGAGGGAGUUGUCGGAGGUUUCAAGUGGUGGGUCAGAUGAUGGUUCAGAAGUGGACAAGCUGCUGAAGAGGAUAUCAGAGAUGACAGAGAUAUUGGAGGUGAGAGAAGCCAGACUAGUAGACCUCAGUCGUAUCAAUUCUGACCUGCAAGAAUCCAACAGUGAACUCCAAAAACAGUUGGAGAGCCGACUACAGAAACAAGAUGUGAGCGAGUUAAGUGAGGAGUUUACUCAGAGGUUGGCAGCACUAGAGCGCAAGUUCCAACAAGCCAUCCGGGAGAAGGAAGUUUUGAGGAAACAAUUGGAGCAAGCAAGAGUUGCAGCUGCGGCAGCAGAAGAGGAGGCAGAGAAGGACCAGGUGAUUACAGAUCUUAGAGCUGAGGGGGACAAGCUCAGUAAACAGCAGCUUACUCUAAAUAAUCUCAUCAAAAAGCUGAGAGCCACAGAAAAGGAAAACCAAAAGGUCAUCACUUCGCUCAAGGAACAACUAGAGGAAUGCAAUCAAGAACUGGACAGGUCGAAACGUGCUCUGUCCGCCAAACAGGAUGUGGAGAGGUCCCAGAUAGAGGCAGUUCACCAGCUGACCCGCACCAAUCAGCGGUUAGAGGCGCAGACAACGGCUUUGCAGGCUCAAGUAGACGGUCUCACGUCAACUGUUGUGUCGCUACAGAAGGAGGUGACGGAGGGGGCAGAGCGUAGUGCGCAGCUGCAGAUUCAGCUUGCGGAAGCAAGGGCGGCUGCAGAGACAGAUGUGAGACAGAAGCUGGAGGCUGAAUGGACCGAGACUGCUGAACAGCGGGACCAGCUUGAGAGUGAAGUGCAGCAGCUGAGAGAGCGGCUGGAUCAGCAGAUGGAGCAACACGAUAGGCAGGUGCAGGAGAUGAGGAGGGAACAAGCAGAAUUGGUGCGAAGACUGGAGGCUGCCGGUGCUGUGGUUGAGGAUGUUGCACAGAGUGUGAGUGCAGCCACACAGCCAUUGGUUAGACAGAUAGACUCACUGACAUCAGCACAUUCGCAGGCUCAGGCUACCUGGGAGCGACAAGAACGCAAACUUCUACAACAGAUGAAUGAGCUGCAGACUCGUGUAGCAGGACUGGUUGAAAGCGAGCGAGCAGUGCGGGAGCAGCUGGUGGCCGGUAACACUCGUUGCACUGCGCUCGAGGCUAGACUCGCGACUACACUGCACGACCUGGAGACUGUGCAGGCAGAGUUGUACGAGACCAGGCAGAAACUGAAACAACGGGAUCAGGACAGUAAAAGGCUAGGGGAGGAACACGAAGCAGUGGUACGGCAGUUGAGAGCUGAGAUCGCAGAGAGAGAGAGGGAGACAAAAGGUUUGGAACAACAACUGUCAGUGGAGCGAGCAGCUUUGGAAGCGGAACGACGCAAGAUAGCAUCCAUCCAGGAACAAGCUAGAAGAAGGGGUCCUUCCCCUCCUGCGUCUCCUCCAUCUUCUCCAACCCUCAGUCUGGGCAGAGUCUCUGUGGCUGACUCCAUGUCCAGCAACAUCUGGCCUAGUUUUGGAGAUGAUGUGUUUGAAACGGGUUCUGCGAGUGGGAGAUUGUCCAGUGUGUAUGACAGUCUCCGACCAGGCAAUACCACCUCACUAUUGGAGGGACUGCAGGCUCAGCUAAAACAGAGGGACGGUGAGGUACAUCAGUUGCAGUGGGAGCUGUCGAGACGAGACGUAGAACGAGCAGCACUCAGCAACGAAUUGGCAACCCUGACAGCACAGGUGGAGAUGCAGGAUAAGCAGUUGGCAGCACUGGGCAACCUGCGGACUGAGUACGAUGCAUUGCUGCUGCUCUAUGGAGAAAAGCUGGAAGAAAGCCAAGAGCUCCGCAUGGACUUGCAGGACGUUAAGGAUAUGUACAAAACUCAGAUUGAUCAGCUGUUAAAGAAAGAACCGAACUCGUGAUGUGUCGUGUUCUGACGCAAUGCCGACUGUGAUAUCAGAAUAGAUUCCUAACCAAAUACAAGUACUAUACAAGCGUUCCAUUCACUGUAUGCUAUACCAGUAUGAACAUUUUUAUUGAUUGUAUUGUGUUUAUAAGUUGUUGAUUUUAUUGUCACAUUGUUAUUAAAUAAAUAAGGUUGGUGGGAUUGGUGCAAGACACAUAUCAGAUUGUUGACUAGUAAUAUUUAUGGUUUUGUAUGUUUGUACAGUUUUGAUCGUUUGCACAAUAUUAUUUAAGUCAAGUACCAUUGGUCUGUUAACAUAUGUAUGCGUCCUGCAGGUAAAAUCCACCAACAUAGUAAGUA
Messenger RNA from Homalodisca vitripennis (glassy-winged sharpshooter), 4014 nucleotides. RefSeq names its product TATA element modulatory factor (gene Tmf). The record is from RefSeq and is a predicted model, not a curated record. NCBI's taxonomy places the organism in Eukaryota, Metazoa, Arthropoda, Insecta, Hemiptera, Cicadellidae. The transcript is spliced from 22 exons. Gene Ontology annotation, cellular component: Golgi apparatus; endoplasmic reticulum. The coding region runs from base 410 to 3670 and encodes 1086 amino acids.